AUGUACCUCAUACCGACGGAGUUUGCCAAAGCAUUUCAGGCCAUCAAGCAGACUUCAUUGUCUCAUUCGACGUGCAAAGUGGUGAUAUUUGCCUCAUGUUUGAGCAUAGACGCGAUAUGUGCGUCCAGAAUGCUGUCGAUAUUGUUCAAGAAGAAUUUGAUAGCGUAUCAGCUGAUUCCCGUGGUUGGAUAUGCUGACCUGAAGAAGAAGUUUAGUGCUCUGGAUGCAGAUGUCUCCAAUGUGAUUUUCCUUGGUUGCGGUGGAAUGAUAGACGUUGAGAGUUAUCUGGAGAUUGAUCCUCAACAGUUGGUUGAUGCUGAAAGUGUUGUCUACGACGAAAACGGCCAAACUAGCUUUCGGUUCACACGUCAAGUCUACAUCAUUGAUGGCCAUCGGCCGUGGAAUUUGGACAACCUGUUUGGUUCCAAGAUAAUUACGUGUUUUGAUGAUGGAGGGGUUGACACGAACUUGGAGAAUGAAAGGGCCGCGUAUGACGUUUUGGUAUCUAUAGGUAGCGAUGAUGAAGGUGAGGAUGAAGAAGGUGAGGAAAGUGAAGAUGGCGGGGACGAGGAAGAAGACGCCAAUUCUGACACCGAUGACGACGAUGAACUCGAUGGAAGUCAGGAGUCACGAAAAAGACGCAAAUCUGGCAACGGAAAGAUUUCCAAGAAGAGGAUGGUCACCUCCAACGAGAAGGUGAUUGACGCAUACUACAACCAGGGCACCACUAUAACGACACCAGUGACCCUCCAGGUGUACUCCAUGCUAUCCACUAUUGGAGAGACCAGCUUGGAGUAUCUGUGGUUCACUAUCAUUGGGACUACGUCGUUAAACUCCCAGUAUAGUGCACUGUAUGACCGGUGUCUUCCACUGCUGAAAGAUGAAGUCAAGAGAUUGGAAAACAACUCAUCCGCUUCAACAGGAUUUGUAAGUGGAUCAAAGAAGAGCGCUGACUCUACGAAUGUGACCAUUGAUAAGGAUUACUCGCUCUUUCUGCUGCGACACUGGAACCUCUACAAUUCGUUCUUCUACUCAUCAUACGUGAAUUCCAAGCUUCAGCUCUACACGGCCGAGGGAAAGAAAAAACUAAACACUUUGUUUGCGCGGAUGGGCAUUUCGUUGACUUCGGCUUACCAGAAUUGGUACUAUGUGGAUGUCGAUCUAAAACGCAAACUUCCUGACAUGCUUGCUCAGCAUCUGCAAAAAUACGAUUACGUGAUCCGAGAUGGGUUUCUGAGAAAUUACGGGUACCAUGGGUCGGUAAGUGCAUCAGAAUUCGUAGAAUCUGUGACAGCAUUACUGGAAUACGAUGCCGGAGAGGAAGAGGAAGAGAUGGAAAAGAGGCGGCGCGGCGGUACUUCCAAUGGUGCAACUGAAGAACCCGAUAAAGAUAUUGACCAGUUGAUUGCCAGGCGGGAAUCUCAGUAUGUGGUGAAUUUCUGGAAGUCUUUUGAUGCCCUGGCCGACUUUAAGGCCAUCCAACGUGGACUGCAGAUCGCCAAAUGGCAGCAGAAGUUUGUUUUUGACAAAGGCCUGGAAAUCUUCCAAAAGAAGAUGAUCAAGGAUCUUCGCGUGUUUCGUUUAGUGGUUCUAAAGGGCGAUUUUGCUUCGGGUGCGUCUAUCAGUGACACGGCCAAAGACGGAAAGGGCCAUGACCAAAUUGAUGCAGCUAUCGAGAUCCGCACCAUGGGUGCCUCAAAGGUGUUCCGUAAUCCCUUGAUGCUUACAAAACUGGGAAAUUGGAUAUUGGACUCCUGCAUGGAAAUAGACGCUUCUGCACUUCCCUUGAUCAUUGCUUCGCUGGAUACAGAGACUGAUACCUAUCUGGUGUGUGGGUUGCCUCCCAAGCACCGUACGUCUGCUGAAGAGGCUGACAAUAUCGCCAUGCUGAACACAUUUUCUUUGGCGUUCCAGGAAGUUGCAAAUACCACCAGCACCAAGGCAAGAAUUGAUAGUUUUGAGAGCUCGAUCAUCGAGAUUGCGAAAGAGGAUCUUCAGUCGUUUCUAGAGCGAUUAACACUUAGCGGGUUAGUCUGA
This is a messenger RNA of Kuraishia capsulata CBS 1993, 2037 nucleotides long. RefSeq lists its product as uncharacterized. NCBI's taxonomy places the organism in Eukaryota, Fungi, Ascomycota, Pichiomycetes, Pichiales, Pichiaceae. Gene Ontology annotation, cellular component: DNA replication preinitiation complex. Gene Ontology annotation, biological process: mitotic DNA replication preinitiation complex assembly; double-strand break repair via break-induced replication; DNA replication initiation. Gene Ontology annotation, molecular function: chromatin binding; single-stranded DNA binding; DNA replication origin binding. The record is from RefSeq and is a predicted model, not a curated record. The transcript has a single exon. Bases 1 to 2037 code for a protein of 678 amino acids.